This is a messenger RNA of Prunus persica (peach), 4454 nucleotides long. Its product is annotated as TMV resistance protein N. NCBI's taxonomy places the organism in Eukaryota, Viridiplantae, Streptophyta, Magnoliopsida, Rosales, Rosaceae. Gene Ontology annotation, biological process: signal transduction; defense response. Gene Ontology annotation, molecular function: ADP binding; protein binding. Bases 719 to 3937 code for a protein of 1072 amino acids. The record is from RefSeq and is a predicted model, not a curated record. The transcript has 6 exons.
UUCUUAAUGGGUUAUGUCGGAUAUUUGCAAAUUAUAACGGGUCGUGUUUGAGUCUAAUAUUUGCCACUCAUUAACUUAACAUGUCGAAUCGUGUUAACUCGUUAAGUUAACACACGAAAACAACCCAAAAUCCAUUAUCACGACCCGUUUGUCAGUUGUACUGGAGAGGUGGGCCUGAGUACUGGACUUGUGUUUUUACUUUUUUCUUUUUUGAUUGGACAUUGUGCUGGGCUCCUCUUUUCAUGCCUAUUUCCCCUAAGCUUCCUUGCAUUUUCCUGACCUUCAAUCGUAGCCGUCCAGCAGAUCGUGUAGCCAGCAGCCACAGAAAGCGACCCUUGGUUUUGGUUGCUUCCAGAAAAUUACCCUCUGUCCACACUGAUCUUCCACGCUCUCUUUGCCUCUCUCCGCGUCAAUGACGUGUUGGAAGGAACGUAGGGUAGGGACUUUGCUUCUGUUGACUGAAACGUUCGAAGGCCUUGACCUUGACUUUGGGUAGUUCAAUUAUUUCGAGUCUUUUUUGUUUUAGAAAGAUUAGCCUUGUCUUUGUUUAUGUCUCGGCUUGGAACAAGUUACUAUAAUUCGUCAUUCAUCUGCUGCUCAAGGCCAAACCACUGCCCAGAAAAAUAAAAAAUAAAAAUUAUGAGAACUUCUUCUGGUCAAGUCGGAUCGGAAGGCAGUAUCAAUUUGUAGUUAGUCUAAUCUGAACCAGUAUCAAUUAAUGGAUGCCAGGAAAGCCCAUAAAGCCCCCUCUUCUUCCUCACCAUCCUCCUCAUCAAAACGUUGGAAGUACCAAGUGUUCUUGAGCUUCAGAGGUGAAGACACACGCAAGGGCUUCACAGGCCACCUCCACGAAGCAUUAUCUGAUGCCGGAAUCAGCACCUUUCUUGACGACAACGAGCUAGAAAGAGCGGAAUUUAUAAAAACCCAACUGGAGCGGGCAAUCGACGGGUCCAUGAUCUCCGUAAUUGUCUUCUCCAAGAGUUAUGCCGAUUCCACUUGGUGUCUUGACGAGCUGGUGAAGAUCAUGGAGUGUAGAGAAAGAUUGGGGCAAAAGGUUAUUCCAUUGUUCUAUAAUGUUGAUGCUUCAGAUGUCCGGAAACAAACUGGUAGUUUUGCACUAGCAUUUGCGAAACAUGAAGCGGGCAUCUGUGAAGGUAAACAUGAGAAAGAAAAGGUAAAGCGGUGGAGAAAUGCUCUCACUCAAGCUGCAGAUUUGUGUGGGGAAGAUCUUAAAAAUGCUGAUGGGUAUGAAGCAAAGUUUAUCAAGAAAAUUCUUCGGGAGGUUAAUAAGCAGUUGUACAACACAUACCAAUUAGACAUCGAACACCUUGUUGGAAUUACUUCUCGGAUGAAGGUUUUGAGUAAACACUUAGAUAUUGAAAAUUCAGGUUCUAAGGAUGUUGUUCGCAUGAUUGGUAUUUGGGGGAUGGGCGGCAUUGGGAAAACAACGCUUGCCAAAGCCAUUUAUAACAAAUUUGUAGGUAGCUUUGAAGGUAGGAGUUUCCUUGCAAAUGUGAGGGGAGUAAUUGCAAACCAACCCAUUACUGGUCUGGUUGGUUUGCAAGAAAAACUUCUAAAUGAUAUCUUGAAAAGCAAGGACCCCAUAAAGGUUGAUUCUGUUGAUGUAGGGAUCACUGUGAUACAAGAAAGACUUCACUGUAAAAGAGCACUUGUCAUAAUUGACGAUGCAGAUGAUCUACAACAACUAGAAGCAAUAGCUAGAGCUCGUGAUUGGUUUGGUCCUGGGAGUAGAAUUAUUAUAACAACAAGAAAUAAACAUUUGCUAGACCAAGUUGGAGUGGAUAGCACAUAUAUGGCUCAGGAAAUGGAUGAGGAAGAAGCUCUAGAGCUCUUUAGUUGGCAUGCCUUCAAAAGAGGUGAUCCUGAUCAAGAAUACCUUCACCUCUCAAAACGUGUAAUUCGUUACUGUCAAGGCUUGCCACUAGCACUUCGAGUUGUAGGGUCUUUUUUGAUUAAAAGAACCGCAUUAGAAUGGGAAAGCCAAUUGGAGAGAUUGGAAAGAAGUCCUCAUGAAGCAGUUUCAAAAAUACUGAGAAUAAGCUUUGACGGGCUACCUGACCGUACAUACGGAAAUACAUUCCUUGAUAUAUCUUGUUUCUUUAUUGGAAUGGACAAGGACUAUGUCACACAAAUAUUAGAUGGAUGUGGCUUUUCUGCAACGAUAGGAAUCCGUGUCCUCAUUGAACGGGGCCUUGUAACUGUUAGUGAGCAAAACAAGCUGAUGAUGCAUGAUUUGCUUCGAGACAUGGGAAGAGAGAUCGUUUAUGAAAAUGCCCACGGUCGCCCUGAAAAAUUUAGUAGAUUGUGGAAAUGUGAAGACAUAAUAAAUGUAUUGAGCGAUGAAUCUGGAACUGACGAAAUUGAAGGAGUUGCUCUACAUGGCUGUUACAGGGCUAGAGCACAAGCAUUUACCAACAUGAAAAAACUGAGGUUACUCCACCUCAGCGGAGUAAAGCUCACUGGAGAGUACAAAGAUUUUCCCAAAAGGCUAAUAUGGUUGUGCUGGCAUUAUUUUCCUUUAGAGUCCAUACCAGAUGACUUUCCUACGCAACCAAAACUAGUUGCUUUAGACCUGCGGCAUAGCAAACUCAAAAUAGUUUGGAAGGAUUGCAAGUUGCAUCAGAAUUUGAAAAUCCUAAAUCUCAGCUAUUGCCAUUGGCUAACAAAAUCACCAGACUUUUCAAAACUCCCAAAUCUCGAGGAAUUGAUAUUGCAAGACUGUGAGAGUCUGUCCAAGGUUCACUCAUCCAUCGGGGAUCUUGGAAGACUUUCUUUGGUAAAUCUUCAACGCUGCACCCAUCUAAAGGAUCUCCCACUGAAUUUCUAUAAAUCCAAGUCUGUUGAAACUCUUCUACUUAAUGUUUGUUUAAAUUUUGGAAAGUUGGCUGAGGGCUUAGGAGACAUGGUAUCAUUGACAACUCUGAAAGCGGAUUACACAGCCAUCAGACAAAUUCCAUCUUCCAUAGUAAAAUUGAAGAAGUUGAGAAUUUUAUCUCUAUCUGGCUGCUGUCGGUUAACUGAGGAUGCAAUCCCUAAGGAUCUAUGUAGCCUAAUUUCCUUAGAACAUCUGCUUCUUGGAGCCAAUAAUUUUCGUAGCCUGCCAAGUCUCGCUGGUCUUUCAAAGCUCAAGGUCUUGUCUUUAAAUGCGUGCAGAAAACUUCUUGCAAUCCCAGAUUUACCAACCAAUUUGUAUGUUCUGAAAGCAAAUGUCUGCCCAAAUUUGAAAACAAUUCCAGAUUUUUCAAAAAUGUCGAAUAUGAGAGAAUUGUAUCUAAGUAAUUCGUUCAAACUCACUGAGGUUCCAGGCUUGGAUAAGUCAUUAAACUCCAUGACAAGGAUUCAUAUGGAAAGCUGCACCAAUCUGACCGCCAAUUUUAGGAACAACAUCCUACAGAGAUGGACUUCUUGCGGAUUUGGUGGAAUUUAUUUGAAUGGAAUUUAUGAUAUUCCUGAGUGGUUCAAAAUCGUCAAUGAUGUGGACAAUUUCGUCUUCUUUAACGUUCCUCAAAGAAUCAUGGGUCGUGAUUUAAAAGGGUUGACUAUUUGCUUCGUUUACACAAGAAGGUCUUAUUGUGAUUAUCCGGAAUUUGAAAAUUCUCAAGGUCGUAUUGGCAUUAUCGUUAGAAAUCUUACCAAACAAACUGCUUUGCGCACCUGGAUAGCAUUCGGAACUUACAGUAACCCUCAAAAUAUGCUCCGUUCGGCACUUGGAUAUCUUUGGCAGGGACAGUUGUCAAACGAUGUGCUCUGUUUGCAAGGCGGGGACCGAGUCUGCAUUCUUGUAAGGCCUGAUGAUGUUGAUUUUGUGAGAGUGAAGAAGACAGGGGUUCAUCUAGAAUGGGACAAAGUCAUGAAGGAAAAUAUGGAUAAUCCGGAUCCUCAUUUGUAUGAUUUGGAAACAAAUUCGGAUUUUUGAGGGGGAGUUGAUGAGUCCAUUUCAAGAAAUUGUUGUCACUGAGACGAAUGGUAACCCAUACUGAGCAAGCCAACAAUCUUGAUGGAGGAAGAAGAAGCCAUGAUGAAGCAGAGAGAAAACCCUAGAAUUGAAAUUGAGAGAAAGAAACAGAGAGAACCACUGUGGGCGCUGAUACCAUGUUAACCAACAUAUUCAGAGAAGUAUGAGGAAUAUACCUGAAGAAGAAGGAAAGAGAAACAAAGAGAAAUUGCAGUCUUGAUUUCUUUGGCAGGGACAUUUGUCAAACGAUGUGCUCUGUUUGGAAGGCGGUGACCACGUAUCGAAUCUUGUAAGGCCUCUAGUUGAUUUUGUGAUGGUUAAGAGGAUAGGGACAAACUUAUGAAGGGAAAUAUCCAUUCGGAACUUGAUUUGUAUGAAUUGGAAGAUGAGCCUUUCGCCCUUGUAUCCAUUCGGAACUUGUUUCGAAAAUUAAUUCUUCUUUUGUUAUCAUCAAGAAUACUUCAAACUUCUUUUUGUC